UCGGGGAUUGAAGCUGUGUCUCCUGCAUUGGCAGGCGGAUUCUUUAGCACUGAGCCACCAGGGAAGCCCGCUCGAGAUUCUGAUGAAUGUUGAAUGUGUGGACCCUGGAACGACUAAAUUAACAAACAGAGAGACGAGUGUAAACAAGAAUGGCUCACUUGACAGACUAAAGGAACCUUGGAGAGGGUGGGAUCCAAAGAGAGGGAAGAGCAGGAGAAGAUCUGAAAGAGGAAAUUGUAUCUAUACUUACCAGAGCUCUUAAUCAGUCUGUCCUGCGCUGAGGACGGAGGCCACAGAGGACAGCCUGGCAGCUUGGAGCUGCCGCCAGCCUGGAGAAAGGCCGGCCCAGUCAGAGCUGCGUGUGAACCUCGUAGCAAAGGAGGCUCAGGAGCUGCAGUCAGGAGAGUCGGCAGCUGCCUCUGCAGGAAAGGAAAGAGAUGCCCUGGAAACUGACACCACUUCUGCUGUUUCUGGGUUGGAUGACCUCUGUGUGCAAUGCCCGGACCCGGACAGACCUGCUCAACGUCUGCAUGGAUGCCAAGCACCACAAGGCAGAACCCGGCCCUGAGGACAAGCUACACAACCAGUGCACCCCCUGGAAGAAGAACGCCUGCUGCUCUGCCAGAGUCAGUCAGGAGCUGCACAAGGACACCUCCUCCCUGUAUAACUUUACCUGGGACCACUGUGGCAAGAUGGAACCCGCCUGCCAGCGCCACUUCAUUCAGGACAACUGUUUGUACGAGUGCUCACCCAAUCUGGGGCCCUGGAUCCAGGAGGUGAACCAGAAGUGGCGCAAAGAACGGUUCCUGAAUGUGCCCCUGUGCAAAGAGGACUGUCAGAGCUGGUGGGAAGACUGCCGCACCUCCCACACCUGCAAGAGCAACUGGCACAGGGGCUGGGACUGGACCUCAGGAUCGAAUAAGUGUCCAAAUGGGACCACCUGCCGCACAUUUGAGGCCUACUUCCCCACACCUGCAGCCCUGUGUGAGGGCCUCUGGAGUCACUCCUACAAGCUCAGCAACUACAGCCGGGGCAGCGGCCGCUGCAUUCAGAUGUGGUUCGACCCUGCCCUGGGCAACCCCAACGAGGAGGUGGCGAGAUUCUAUGCCUUGGCCUUGACUGCUGAGGCCUGGCCCCAGGGAAUUAGACCUCUCUCUCUCUGCCUGGCCCUGAUGCUGUCACUCUGGCUCCAUGACUGAGUCCAGCCUGUCCCCAGGUUUGAUGACCAGGCUGGGCUCAGUUCAGCUCCCACAAAUGAGGGAGCCAUCAGCACACUUCCAUUCAUUAUCCAUCCCUUUGUCAUCCAGUUCCUGCUCCAGGGUGGGGCUUGGGGUUUCUCUGACAGCCAGUUCUAAUAAAUAGACCAACACCUCUGAGUCUGAUGAAUUAUUUUGGUUCUGAGUUUGUGUGUGGUAGAGGGCAGAUUCCAUAGUUUUU
Budorcas taxicolor (takin) is the source of this 1437-nucleotide messenger RNA. RefSeq names its product folate receptor beta-like. The coding region runs from base 438 to 1199 and encodes 253 amino acids. Gene Ontology annotation, biological process: cell adhesion; sperm-egg recognition; fusion of sperm to egg plasma membrane involved in single fertilization. The transcript has 5 exons. The record is from RefSeq and is a predicted model, not a curated record. Gene Ontology annotation, molecular function: signaling receptor activity. Gene Ontology annotation, cellular component: external side of plasma membrane. NCBI's taxonomy places the organism in Eukaryota, Metazoa, Chordata, Mammalia, Artiodactyla, Bovidae.